UCCAGUAAAUAUUACGUGUACUGUGUUGUCACUAAACCAAAAAUGUAUAAAGAUGGUGAGGAUGCUUACAAAGAGCUGAAAAGGCAGUUGUAAUGCAGAUAUAUGGGUUAUUCUUCAUUUUAAUGUUAAAAAAAAGAAACUGUAACUGCUUCAGAAAUUAUGCAAAACCAGUUCCUGUAUAAAAGGGAAACAGAGGGUCCCAUUUUGGAUUGUCCAAAAUGAACAAAAGAUCUAGUUCCUUUCUGGAUCUCAGGGACUUCAGCAGAGAGCACAUCAGAAUAAAAUAAAACAAGAUUUGAAAGGGAAGCAUUAUAGGAGACACAGGGAUUAUACCUACAUAGUUGAAGGAUGGGGACCUCUGGUAUGGAAUUGAAGAAGCUUGCCACGUUUAUCACAGGCCUUCUGGAAUGUAUGUGUUUUGCUGGUGUGGUGUUUGGUUGGGCGUCGCUUGUCUUUGUCUUGAAGACUGAUGGAUAUUUCUCCAAUCUCUGUUUCACACUGAAUGUCACUGAUUCCAGCAACUCAACUGGACAAGAAGACUGUGGUGACCAGGAUGAAGCCUUCUCCAUUGUCUUCACUAUUGCUGCUUUCAUGAACAAUUUCAUGACACUUCCCAAUGGCUACAUCUUUGAUCGCUUUGGAACCACUUACACCAGGCUAAUUGCCAUAUUUAUCUACACUGGUGGUACCCUGAUGAUAGCGUUUUCGUCACCUGAAUUUGCUGUCCUGCUGUACCCAGCUCUGUCCUUACUCUCGAUUGGUGGGAUCCUGUUUCUUAUUACUAAUAUCCAGAUAGGCAAUCUGUACGGAAGUCGACGUUCCACAGUUAUCACCCUCUAUAAUGGUGCCUUUGACUCUUCAUCUUCCAUCUUUCUUCUUGUGAAGAUUCUCCAUGAAUACGGGGUCACACUGAAGUCCAUGUUCCUUUUCUUCUCUGGUUGCAGCAUCCUACAUAUCCUUCGGACAUUCUUUCUUCUACCAAAAUCCCACAUUCCAUUUCCUGUGCCAAAAGACUACAGUUAUGGUGUAACUUGUGGUAAAUCCAGUUCCUUCACACUGAUAAAUCGGGAUGAAGGACAACAGCAGAAGCCUAACUCAAGCCCUGUAGGAGAGGAAGAGGAAGAAAAUACAGAGGAACAGAAUAGCAUGAGUAUUAAUCAGAAAGAUCCAGAAGAAAGUGGGAGGAGUCUUCUUAAUAAAGAGACGGACGUUUUGAAACUGCAGUCAAAAGCCAAGGAAGAGCCAGUUGAGUCUUUCAAAAGCUGCGUGUUCUCCUCCCUUUUCCUGUGGCAGAUAGCAUGGCUGUCUAUAAUGCAGCUGAGACACUACCUCUACAUUGGGACCCUCAACCCCUUUUUGAACCAUCUGGCACACAAUGAUUCCAAAAAAGUUAGCACCUUCACAAAUGCCUUUGCCUUCACCCAGCUGUGUGGUGUCCUAUGUGCUCCUUGGAAUGGUAUUAUCUUGGACAGACACAAGCACAAAAAGAAAAAAGACAAGGAAUCACAAGAAAAAGAUACCUUGGCAGAUGUGCAUGCUACUAUCCUGUCUUUGGCCAUCACAGUGACGCAAUGUGUGCUGUUUAGCCUGUGUGCUGCCAUUCCAGUUCUGGAAAUCCAGUAUGCAAGUUUUAUCUUGCAGGUGAUCAACCGCUCUUUCCUGUAUGGUGGAAAUGCAGCCUUCCUCUCCAUAGCUUUUCCAGCAUGUCUUUUUGGGAAAUUAUAUGGGGUGGUGAUGUCCUUCUCAGCUAUUGUCUCCCUUCUACAGUAUCCCUGCCUUUACCUUAUUAAAGGACCACUGAAGGAGGAUCCUUUGUAUGUUAACAUUGCACUAAUCAUUUUCAUGAUGCUUUCAUAUGGCCACCCUAUUAAUGUCUACCUUUACUGUCGCAAGCAGAGGAACAGUGGAAGGAAUGCAGGCAGAUCAUCACCACAUGCCAACAUGCUGCACAACCAAGAAAAGGGAUCUGAGGUUGGAGACUCCACCGUCUGAUGGCAGAGUUUGCACGUAACUAAGGGAGACCGAGAGCCAUCAGUGUAUAAUGUUCAUGCAACAACAAGGGAAAUGUUGGCGUUUGUCUACAGUGCACUAUUUAACACCAGUAUUUCACUGUGCUUGGCAUCAGCAGGACCUAAUUUUUCAUGUGGCAUGGAAUCCAUAGUUGUUUUUUUCCCGUUACAGAUUUUAGGUACUUAUUUUCAUGACGACUUACUAAAGAUGUCCUCAGAAGUCUUGCUCUGUAUUAACAUGAGAUGAUGUGGCGUUCUGCAUACUGUGUCAUUGGGCACUUAACUCUUGUGUAGGCAAUGUUACCAUUUAUCUGUAGUCUUGCAGGACAGUUGUUGUUUGGACAGGUGUGUUCUAUGAUUAGAAAAGAUGAGCUGUGGCAAAAAGCUGCAGCAUGCUGUGCGGUAUAAAAGGAUAAGCCCCGACUGCAAUUCAGAUGAACUGAGGUCAGUUAGUGAUCCAAGGAUUGAAAUUGCCAGGCAUGAAAAGUGGUAUUGAGGGGCUGCUGCCAGCUUACCUGUCCUGGGUGGAGUGAGGUGGCUCUGUCCGCUGCUAUAACUAAUACUUGUUGAAUGCUUGGUGAUAACACAUGCAGAUUAUAGGUAUUCUGCCAGGCAGUGCACAUGCACUGUAAUUCUCAUUUGCAUGUGUGCUGAAGCAGAAAUGCACCUUGGAGAUGUCACUUUAGACCCAUAUUUUGCUGCCAUGACAAGGGUUAGUAACAGCAGCAGAAGAAUAUGUGAUAUGUGGUGGCUUUGCCAUGAUCUUCUUUUGUCUUUGUGGUGAAGAACAGACAGUCCCAAUUAUUGUGGGAGACUCUAAUGGUCAGCCAGUACAGUGGUAAAAAAAAAAAAAAAACAGAACAAAACAUGACAAAACGUUCCUUCUUGACGAGAACUAACAGACCACGAUUAACAUUAUCAAAAAUAUCACUCCUACCUACAGGAACAGCAUAAGAAAUAUAGUCAGAAAGGGACUAGCAGUCUGCAGUUUUUCACCAUGUUCCCUUGAGCAUGUAAUGUCAUAUAAUUUAUGGAAGCCCUGUUAUUCUUUAUCCUGACAGGAUUUGUUAAUUCAAGCAAUUCUCGGUAUCCUUAAAAGCUUGGCCUGUCCUGAAUAAAUACAUUUCUGUAAUCGGCUCAUUAUUGUUUAGCCUAUCACCCCCGCCCCCCCAAAGUUUGGUCUCAGACCUAACAAUUUUGGCCCCUGUUAGUGUCACUGUCAUGUGCAUUUAAAAAGAAACUGGUUAUAUUUCAGCCGUAACCCACAAAAGUGGGUAUGGGUAUAUCAGGAUUUACCCACAGUUGGUGUGGUUUGAUCAUAAGAGCAAAGUCCCCAAGUGAUUAAACAAAGCCAUCUGUGGGUAAAUCCUGAUACAUCCACACCCACAAGUGAGUUAUUGCUAUUAUACAAUGACAUUAUAACAGCGCUGUAGUGUUCCUCUGCCUUCUUCCUUGUUUACUUAUGUACUGCGCGUGUGUACAUCCCCAUAUUUGCAUAGUACAUCAGUGCAGUGCAGGAGAAGCCAAGGACGAAAGAGAAUCUCCAUUGCUUUUUUUUUUUUUUUCCUGUCGAAAAUUUAUGACGGACAGUGCAGAAACAGAAGGAAAAUUGGGAUGUUUCUGUUUAUUUCUGAGAAUAUACCUGAUUUUUCUUAUGUUUUGUACUGUCUCUCAUCAUAUUCCAGUAUAAAGUCUGUCCAAUCAAUGGUACUUCAGCAGACAGACUUUACUGAUUUGGUAUAUGUUCAUUUUUGAAUACAAACAAGCCAUCAUUGUAUAAUUCAGUGCAUAGAAUGGAUUUGUCUACGGGGGCUUAUACUUCUUUUGUAACUGUUCCAAUUAAUUGUUCUAGAACUCUCUAAAUUUCCUGAAAGUUUCCGUAGCCAGCUUUCAAGGUUAGCUAACAGGUUGGAUCUGAAGCUGGAUCAUGGUCAAAUGCAACUCUAGGCAGGUUAAUGGACUGCCUUCCAACAAUACCAAUAUCCUAGUACUUGGCUGUUUGUCCCCAGUUGCCAUACAACAUUGUGUAAACCCAUCAGUGUUCAUAAUUUGUUCUUAUUUUACAAUGAUUACAGAGAUUUGGAUUUAAAGUUUUAUCUCAAAUUUUUACAGCAAAAACACUGACUGCCAUUUGCUACACAAAACAAAACAUUGUUACAUUGAAAACAGACUUAGUAUAAGCCAGUGCUCGGUCCAUUAAUUUAAUAUGGUCACAUGGGUCAUAGUCAGAGCUUCAGCUCUCUGUGCGAUGUUAGCGUUUGGAGUAAAUUACUGAUAACUGUCAGUUGAUGACAAAUGCAUCCCCAUAACUAUAGUUAUUUGAAAAAUUUUCUCCAAAAACAAACUGGUCAGUUCCUCAGAACCUUUUAUAUGAAUAUUGUAGGUGCAGUUUUUCCUUAAGGUUCAGGCCACAGUCUAUCUUCUACCUCUGAAAAAGUUUUCACAAUCAUUUCAAAUCAUUGUCCUUGUUUCAAUGGAAAAUAUUUAUGCAUAUGUUUUUAAGCAGAGUUAUAACAUUUCGCAAUGAAUUUUGGUGUGAAAAUAUUGGACAUUACUAAUGUAAAACGAUGUAGAUAAAUGGGUAAGCGCAGCAUUGAAACUUUUGAUAAUUUUUUAAUAUUCUCCACCAACUAGCUGUAUACUUGUUCCUUUAUACUAUGUCAUGACUAUGAGAGUUAUCAUUUUUUCAGAAUCAGUAGCUGUUUCUGUUAAUGCCAAAAAGAAAAUGUAGUUUCUCUACAUAAUCACUUUCUAACAGAAAUAUAUUUCAGUCUUUAUUUCACAAUAC
Messenger RNA from Protopterus annectens (West African lungfish), 4797 nucleotides. It is a transcript of the gene SLC43A3, whose product is annotated as solute carrier family 43 member 3. Gene Ontology annotation, biological process: transmembrane transport. The record is from RefSeq and is a predicted model, not a curated record. Gene Ontology annotation, molecular function: transmembrane transporter activity. The coding region runs from base 349 to 1992 and encodes 547 amino acids. The transcript has 14 exons. NCBI's taxonomy places the organism in Eukaryota, Metazoa, Chordata, Ceratodontiformes, Protopteridae.